Molecule: messenger RNA, 222 nt
Organism: Acanthoscelides obtectus
Lineage: Eukaryota; Metazoa; Arthropoda; Insecta; Coleoptera; Chrysomelidae
Source: the annotation of a GenBank genome assembly
AUGCAUAUAUAUCAACUCAGCAGCAGCAACACUCAGUAUAGCGUGAAGCCACAGUUGAAAUAUUACUUUUAUUGGUCCAGAAGUAGACACAGCUUGACAGUUUCCUUUGGUAGUAAAUUUAAAAUGGCUGAAAAUGGUGCAGAUUGUGCUGUUCGUCUCACCAAUAUUUCCAGGGAUGUGUCACUGUCUUAUAUACGUUUGCCGCCCAGCGAUAUUAAUUAA